ACGACAAACCCAUUACAGUACCAGGCUUGUACCCAUUCAUUCAUACUAUAUAACUAUCAAUAUUUUCUUGAUUAUCUUGCCCCAUUUAAACCCUAAAUAAACCCAGCUCAAAUUAUUGUAAAUCCCAGUUGAAGUGUCACCAUUUUCGAUUCUUGGUCGAAACACAUGGCUGAUCGACAGCAAACUCCAGAAUCACAGAUGCAAUCUCCUGCUUCAAGGGAUGACAUGAUUGCCUGUGUGAUGGCAUUAGAGGCUGCUUUGCUUCCCUGCUUGCCUGCAAGAGAGCUCCAGGCAAUUGACCGUUCAGCCCAUCCUUAUCAUCAGAUUGAUGUUGAGAGGCAUGCCAGAGAUUUCAUGGAGGCAGCAAAAAAGCUUCAACUUUAUUUGAUUGGGUUGCAACGCGAGGAUUUGCCUUCCAAGCCAGAUAUGCUUAGAAAGGAUAUUGCAAAAAUGGAACAAGAGUUGAAAACAAAAACGGAGCUUAUAAGCAAGCAGGAGAGACUGAUCCAAGAAUGGAGGAAGGAGUUGAAGGACCAAUUAGACAAACACAACAUGGAGUUGGAAAGGGUGUAAACUACUGCAGAUCUAUGUUGAUGUAAACAACUGUACAAAUUUUUCUUCUUUUGCGAGGUCCAGUUUUAUUAUUUUCUGUUGCUCACACAUCUCGUAGCAUUCUGUAUUUGAAGGUGGUAGAAGAUAACGAGCUCACUACAGAGAUGACUUGUUGCUACUUUUUUUUAAAUGAGAAUACUUGUCCCUGUACUGUUCUCAACAGCGAUGUGAAUUCCCGUGCAUCUGAUUUUGUGGAUGGAAAGAACUUUGUUGAGCUUUGUGUAUACUAUUAGAAGAGGUUCAGUUUGAUUGAA
This is a messenger RNA of Lycium barbarum (goji berry), 866 nucleotides long. Its product is annotated as mediator of RNA polymerase II transcription subunit 28-like. NCBI's taxonomy places the organism in Eukaryota, Viridiplantae, Streptophyta, Magnoliopsida, Solanales, Solanaceae. Gene Ontology annotation, cellular component: mediator complex. Gene Ontology annotation, biological process: regulation of DNA-templated transcription. Bases 166 to 573 code for a protein of 135 amino acids. The record is from RefSeq and is a predicted model, not a curated record. The transcript has 4 exons.